Molecule: messenger RNA, 3578 nt
Organism: Elgaria multicarinata webbii
Lineage: Eukaryota; Metazoa; Chordata; Lepidosauria; Squamata; Anguidae
Gene: TRPV4
Product: transient receptor potential cation channel subfamily V member 4
Exons: 17
Coding region: 436-3027 (863 amino acids)
Biological process (GO): actin filament organization; calcium ion import across plasma membrane; osmosensory signaling pathway
Cellular component (GO): cilium; plasma membrane
Molecular function (GO): protein binding; calcium channel activity
Source: RefSeq, a predicted model, not a curated record
GGGGGCCGGUCCGUCGCUCGGCCGGCUGGGGCUCCAGGAGGAGCUAACGUUCCUUGACGUGUGGCAGGGUGCAGUUUUCCUGGACUGUCGGAUAGAGGCACGCUCCGGAGAGGUCUGAAGACGCUUCUUUUCCUCGUGUCCAUUCAUCGCUUCGGAUGCCUUCCUGGUUCCCUGGACCCAUGUCUGGAGGAGUAACGCUUGUCCCGCAACAACAGAACUGUUUGCAAGGAGCUGCCUUUGGCGGCCCAGGAAUUUGCUGGACUUGAGUCCGAAUUUGGUGCUCCGAUUUUGAAGAUUUUCGGACCCCGGGGAAACUGAGUCCAGGAAACGCUUCCCGUGGAGUUGCCGGUGACAUCUCCGUCUGGUUCGUGGAUGGGGUCAGACGCCUGACGUCAAGACCAGGUUGAACCCACCUCGCCCCUCCCCACGGCAGCCAUGGCAGAGCCCGAGGAUUCGCCGCACCCCAGCCCUGGCGAGGCCCCGGCGGAAGAGGCCUCCCCCCAGAACGACGCCUUCCCUCUCUCGUCGCUGGCCAACCUGUUUGAGAGCGAAGACGGCGGCGCCGAGGCCGCCCGGAGCCCGCCGGGGUCCGGAGACGGCAAGCAGAACCUGCGGAUGAAAUUCCACGGGGCCUUCCGCAAGGGAGUCCCCAACCCCAUGGACCUCCUGGAAUCCACCAUCUACGAGUCUUCGGUCGUGCCGGGGCCCAAGAAGGCUCCCAUGGACUCGCUCUUCGACUACGGCACCUACCGCCACCACCCCAGCAACAACAAACAGAGGCGCAAGAAAGCCCUGGAGAAGAAACGCCCCAGCACCAAAGGGCCGGCCCCCCACCCGCCGCCCAUCCUCAAGAUCUUCAAUCGGCCCAUCCUCUUUGACAUCGUCUCCCGGGGUUCCACGGACGACCUGGACGGCCUCCUGCCCUUCCUGCUCACCCACAAGAAACGCCUGACGGACGAGGAGUUUCGAGAACCCUCGACCGGCAAGACGUGCCUCCCCAAAGCCCUGCUCAACUUGAACAAUGGCAAGAAUGACACCAUCCCACUGCUGCUGGACAUCGCCGAGAAAACGGGCAGCAUGAGAGAAUUCAUCAACUCGCCCUUCCGCGACGUCUACUACCGAGGUCAGACGGCGCUGCACAUCGCGAUUGAGCGGCGUUGCAAGCACUACGUGGAGCUGCUGGUGGAGAAAGGGGCCGACGUCCAUGCCCAGGCCCGUGGCCGCUUCUUCCAGCCCAAGGACGAGGGCGGCUACUUCUACUUCGGCGAGCUGCCCCUCUCCCUGGCGGCCUGCACCAACCAGCCCCACAUCGUCCACUACCUGGCGGAGAAUGCCCACAAGCAGGCCGACCUGCGUCGCCAGGACUCCCGGGGCAACUCGGUGCUCCACGCCCUGGUGGCCAUCGCCGACAACACCCGCGAGAACACCAAGUUCGUCACCAAGAUGUACGACCUGCUGCUGAUCAAGGCCGCCAAGGUCUUCCCCGACACCCACCUGGAGGCCCUGCUUAACAACGACGGCCUCUCGCCCCUCAUGAUGGCGGCCAAAAGUGGGAAGAUCGGGAUGUUCCAGCACAUCAUCCGUCGGGAGAUCAAGGACGAAGACGCCCGCCACCUCUCCCGGAAGUUCAAGGACUGGGCCUACGGGCCCGUCUACUCCUCCCUCUACGACCUUUCCUCCCUGGACACGUGUGGCGAGGAAGUUUCGGUGUUGGAGAUCCUGGUGUACAAUAGCAAAAUUGAGAACCGCCACGAGAUGUUGGCCGUGGAACCCAUCAACGAGCUCUUGCGGGACAAAUGGCGCAAGUUCGGCGCCGUCUCCUUCUACAUCAGCGUGGUCUCCUACCUCUGCGCCAUGGUCAUCUUCACCCUGGUGGCCUACUACCGCCCCCUGGAGGGCAUCCCCCCGUACCCGUACACCACCACCACCGACUACCUGCGCCUCGCUGGGGAGAUCGUCACGCUUUUCACGGGCGUCCUCUUCUUCUUCACCAACAUCAAAGACCUCUUCCUGAAGAAAUGCCCAGGGGUGAAUUCCUUCUUCAUAGAUGGCUCCUUCCAGUUGCUCUACUUCAUCUAUUCGGUGCUGGUCCUGGUCGCCGCCGCCCUGUACCUGGCGGGCAUCGAGGCCUACCUGGCCGUCAUGGUUUUCGCGCUGGUGUUGGGCUGGAUGAACGCGCUCUACUUCACCCGAGGACUCAAGCUGACAGGGACCUACAGUAUCAUGAUCCAGAAGAUCCUGUUCAAAGACCUCUUCCGCUUCCUGCUUGUCUACGUGCUUUUCAUGAUCGGCUACGCGUCAGCGUUGGUCUCCUUGCUGAACCCUUGCCCCAGCAUCGAGGCCUGCGACGAGGGGCGCGCCAACUGCACGGCGCCCGCUUACCCCUCUUGCCGGGACAGCAAGACGUUCAGCACCUUCCUGUUGGACCUCUUCAAGCUCACCAUCGGCAUGGGCGACCUGGAGAUGAUCGAGAACGCGAAAUACCCCGGCGUCUUCGUCAUCCUCCUGGUCACCUACAUCAUCCUCACCUUCGUCCUCCUGUUGAACAUGCUCAUCGCCCUCAUGGGGGAGACCGUGGGCCAGGUGUCCAAGGAGAGCAAGCAGAUCUGGAAGCUCCAGUGGGCUACCACCAUCCUGGAUAUCGAGAGAUCCUUCCCUGUGUUCGUCAGGAAAGCUUUCCGCUCGGGAGAGAUGGUCACCGUUGGGAAGUCCUUGGACGGGACGCCCGACCGACGGUGGUGUUUCAGGGUUGACGAAGUGAACUGGUCUCACUGGAACCAGAAUUUGGGCAUCAUCAAUGAAGACCCCGGCAAGAACGACACCUACCAAUACUACGGCUUCUCCCACACGGUGGGCCGGCUGCGUCGAGAUCGCUGGUCAACGGUGGUUCCGCGGGUGGUGGAGCUGAACAAGAACUCCCAUCCGGACGAGGUGGUGGUCCCCCUGGAGAGCGUGCGAUCGCCCCAGGCGAAUGAACACAAACCAAGUUACCCCCAGAGCUGGAGGAGGGAAGACUCUCACAUCUAAGCCCUUGCGGCAGGGGAAGUGGGCGUGAGGGAGGCACGCUCGGGGCCGAUCAGCAAACUCACCCGGCCUUUCGCUGCUCCCCGUACAGCCUUGGGGUGCAGGACGUGGGCCCAGCGUGGAUGGAGCGGCCCUCUUCGUUCUCCAGCCUUCGUUCUCCACGGGCCGUGGUUGCACCCUGCAGAAAGUGGCAGCCGUGAUCCAUUCAGAAACACCAAGCAAGCAGACAAGCACUUACUUGCCAUGGGAUGGACAUAAAGGGGACGAGAAAGCAAGCCCGGCUGCGUUUUCAGCUUUAAACUUGCUUUUUAAAAACGCCAACCACACAUAAGCCAAGUUUCUCAGAAUGCCAAAUUACGCACCAGAUGCCCCCACGGGCACGGAGGCACGGACGCUUUGGCCGGGCUCCGGAGCUCCUGGCUGCUGCUGAACUUCAGCGUGCCAAGGCCACAGCUAGCCAGAGGUGCUGUUUUAAGCGAGAAGCCCACCUUCCCCGCCAGAGUAAGUCUUUGGAGACGAGUUCCACUUUCUGGGCGAAUUCGACAGAGGCCGGC